AUGGAUUUCUUUGAAUCUGCUAGAAUACCUCUCUCGCUGAAUAGUACUUUGCUUACUCUUAUUCCGAAAGUGGAUCACCCUACUAAUGCUUCUGAGUUUAGGCCUAUUGCUUGCUGCAACACCUUAUAUAAAUGCAUUUCCAAAAUGCUUUGCAAUAGACUUAAUCUUGUUCUUCCUGCUUUGAUUAGCCAAAAUCAAGGGGCGUUCAUUAAGAAUAGGUUCCUUGCCCAUAACGUUCUUAUUCUCCAAGAUUUGUUAAAAGGUUAUAAUAGGAGAAAUGUUUCUCCUCGUUGCAUUAUGAAGAUAGAUAUAAGCAAGGCUUAUGAUUCUAUAGAUUGGAAUUUUUUGGAGAACCUUCUUAAUGCUUUGUGCUUUCCUAAGAGAUUUAUUAAAUGGAUUAUGAUUUGUCUAAGAGGCUCUUCUUAUGCUUUGGUGUUGAAUGGUAGCAUUCAAGGGAGGUUUAAAGGUGCUAGAGGGCUUAAACAAGGAGACCCAAUCUCUCCCCUCUUGUUUGUAAUAGUGAUGGAUUAUUUAACAAGAUUGUUGUUAAAGACUUCUAGGGAGAAAGAGUUCAAGUUUCAUCCCUUAUGUAAAUCUUUAAACUUGGUUAGUCUUUGCUUCGCCGAUGAUCUCUUACUGUUUUGCAAAGCUAACAAGUCUUCGGUCAGGCUAAUUCAGCAGGCUUUUUCAGAGUUUACUAACACUUUUGGUUUGUCUAUUAAUAAGUCCAAGUCCAGAAUUUAUUUAGGGGGUCUGGUUGCAGGGGAGAAGGACAGUUUGCUGCAAGAUUGUUGUCUCCAAGAAGGGCAGUUUCCCUUGAGGUAUUUGGGUAUUCCUUUGAGACCUACUAAAUGGAGGGCUUGUGACUGUGUUAUCCUGAUUGAUAAGAAGAGAACUCGUUUGAAAGGGUGGUCUAGUCGCCACUUAUCUUAUGCAGGUCGGGUUCAGUUGAUAAUUUCAGUUUUGUUGGGCAUUCGUUCUCAUUGGAUGAAUAUCUUUAUCUUACCUCAAAAAGUGGUGAAAGCCAUUGAUAGUUUGUGUUUGAAAUUCCUGUGGGGUGAGAAAGAUAAUAGAAGUAAAAUGCAUAGAAUUUCUUGGGAGCAUGUGUGCAGACCGAAGUGUUAUGGAGGGUUGGGGUUCAAAGAUAGUGCUUCAUGGAACAAAGUUAUGAUGGCUAAGUACAUUUGGGCUAUUACUUCUAAGCAAGACUUGUUAUGGGUGAAAUGGGUAAAUGGUAUCUACCUAAAGGGUAUUUCAAUUUGGGAUUAUAGACUGAAGCAGGACACCAGCUGGUACUGGAGGAGGAUCAUCAAGCUAAGUCACAUUUGGCUUGAUGCUGUGAUGAAAUCAGCAACCAGAAAUGGGAGAAUCCAUAUGAGCACUUUGUACUCUUUAGUUUGUCCUGGAGAGCUGGUGCAUUAUGGAAAGUCUGUCUGGUGUAAACUUUCGGCCCCUAAGCACCAGUUUAUUCUGUGGAUGGCAGUGAACCAGAAGCUAAAUACCAGGGACUGGCUUCAAGCUUGUCAUAUUCAUCUUCCUUCUAUUUGCUGCCCAGUUUGUGGUCAAGGGGAGGAGACUCACUCUCAUUUAUUCUUUGAUUGUAUAUUUUCCAGGAAAGUGCUUCUUGCUGUCCAGACUUGGCUGAGAGGUUUUUCUUGGCCAACUAAGUUCAGGGAGUGGAUCAAGUGGAUGGCAGUGCCUCGGGAUGGCUGGUUCUCUUUGUUGAUUCAUGCAGCUUGUGCAGCCGCAGUGUACCAUAUUUGGCUGAACAGGAAUCAUUGUUGGCUUAAUCAGUCCUGUUUGCCAGUGUACCAAAUAGAUCACUUGAUUAGAUAUUCUAUAAAAGCUAGAGUUUUAAACUUAGCUGGUAGUAGGUGUACUUAUAGAGAAAAACAAAUGCUGAGGUUUGCUUGUAAUCUGUGA
Messenger RNA from Humulus lupulus (European hop), 1923 nucleotides. RefSeq lists its product as uncharacterized. The record is from RefSeq and is a predicted model, not a curated record. The coding region runs from base 1 to 1923 and encodes 640 amino acids. The transcript has a single exon. Lineage: Eukaryota; Viridiplantae; Streptophyta; Magnoliopsida; Rosales; Cannabaceae.